Amblyraja radiata (thorny skate) is the source of this 3195-nucleotide messenger RNA. RefSeq names its product elongation of very long chain fatty acids protein 6. The coding region runs from base 116 to 1099 and encodes 327 amino acids. Gene Ontology annotation, biological process: fatty acid elongation, monounsaturated fatty acid; fatty acid elongation, saturated fatty acid; sphingolipid biosynthetic process. The transcript is spliced from 4 exons. Gene Ontology annotation, cellular component: endoplasmic reticulum membrane; endoplasmic reticulum. Gene Ontology annotation, molecular function: fatty acid elongase activity. The record is from RefSeq and is a predicted model, not a curated record. NCBI's taxonomy places the organism in Eukaryota, Metazoa, Chordata, Chondrichthyes, Rajiformes, Rajidae.
AGAAGAUGCGGUGGUGGGCGGGAGCUAGGAUUGCGUGUAGCAGAGGUUGGUGGCACUGCCUUGACGAGUGUGUGAGAGAGAGAGAGUGGGGUGGGAAGAGAAGAGAAGGAAGUGAAUGCUUCUGAGCUGCAAACGCGCGGUUCCAAGGCUGACAAUCAAUCACGGCAACGCGGGCACAGCAGCAGAAACAGCAGCAGCAGCAGCAGAAACAGCAGCAGCAGAGGCGGCAGCAACAGCAAGAGCAAGGCUUAAGUUUCUCACAGCCAGCACUUGGUACAAAAACACUACUCCUCAACCUGGAAGCAUGUCAGUGCUGGCGCUGCAGGAAUAUGAAUUCGAGAGACAAUUCAACGAGAGAGAAGCCAUUCAAUGGAUGCAGGAAAACUGGAAGAAGUCUUUCUUGUAUUCAGCUCUAUAUGCUGCAUUCAUAUUUGGUGGUCGGCACAUGAUGAAACAACGAACAAAGUUUGAGCUGCGGAAACCCUUGGUACUGUGGUCACUGAGCCUUGCCCUCUUCAGUAUUAUCGGAGCUGUGCGUACUGGAGCGUACAUGGUGUAUAUCCUGACAACCAGUGGCUUGAAGCAGUCGGUAUGUGAUCAAGGUUUCUACAAUGGGCCGAUCAGCAAAUUCUGGGCAUAUGCAUUUGUGUUGAGCAAAGCACCUGAGCUAGGAGACACAAUGUUCAUUAUAUUACGGAAACAGAAGCUGAUCUUCCUGCACUGGUACCAUCACAUCACAGUCCUGCUGUACUCCUGGUACUCUUACAAAGACAUGGUGGCUGGAGGAGGGUGGUUUAUGACCAUGAACUAUGGCGUGCACGCUGUCAUGUACUCGUACUACGCUUUGCGAGCUGCUGGCUUCCGAGUCUCGCGCAAGUUUGCCAUGUUCAUCACUAUGACGCAAAUCACCCAGAUGAUCCUGGGCUGCGUGGUUAACUAUUUGGUGUAUGAGUGGAUGCAGCAGGGCCAGUGCCCGUCCCAUAUGCACAACAUUGUCUGGUCUUCCCUCAUGUACCUCAGUUACUUUGUGCUGUUUUGCCAGUUUUUUCACGGGGCCUACCUGAGCAGCAGCACCGGGAAAGCACUGAAGGCCAACUAGAUCUGAGUGGCUAAAGGUUACAGCUCAGGGGAUAUGUUAUGUGGCACGGUGACAUGUUUCAAGUGCUUCGAAAUGACUGCCUGUAUGUGUUAGGUUGGUUUAAUCCAUUUGAGCUUGCGAUACCUCGUUGAGAUCACUCUUAGAAGUUUCAAAUGAUUGAAAUAACAUAAUGCAGAAAGCAUUCCUUUAGAAGGUCGUGUAAUGUGAUAGGCUGCACAUUGAACUGUCAUGUUCCAAUAUUGGUGCUUUGCAAACUGAAUUUUUUGAAGAAACUGUCAACUGAGGUAUAAAAACAUCUUAUGGGGUUAACUCAAUUAAUCUUGAAUCGGAAGGUUUUCUGAAGGCCAGCUAGAACCAAAAGCUUCAAGAAAAGAUUAAUGAUUUUAAAAUCUUAAUUUUAUGUGUUAAUCAAAACAAAUGGGUCUGCACUGAAAAUUGUUAGCAAUUUCUAGACCAUAGUGACCCUGCCGAUUUAAAAUGUAAUAUUCUGCCUUUAGAAAUACCCAAUCUCUAAAAAUGUGUAUUUUUCAAGGGCGUUUGGUUACACAAUCAUACGGCCUCGAGAACUACGAUUUGCACUGUAAAGUAAUUCUGCAGAAGAGAAAUGGGGGUUUUACCAAGAACAAAUAGAUAUUGCAUUUUAGAGGUGAUCGAAUAUAUCUGCAGGGUUAAAACAUUUAUGUCUGCUACAAUGUAAUCUUUCACAUAGAUUUCAAUCCUGAAGAUUAACAUUAGGCUAUUUAAUAUUGGCAAACUGCAGAAUAUUUGUAUGAAAUUCCUGUCUCUUUUAAUGUGUUAACCUUGUAUGUUGUUAACAAAGGACUAAAAUAAGGGAAAGAGAAUUUUCAUGUGAGUGCAUUCAGAGGUAUUACUUUAGUCACAUUAGUUGUGCUAAAGUAUUAAUAUUGCACAGUGCAGUUUCAUUGCACUCUGUAAUUGUAUAUGCCGAAUGUGUAAAUCUGCAACAUUCACCAACCAGUUGUCACUAGGCCUGUAGUAAGGUUUAAGGCAUCUUUCCUUGAAUUUUAGUUUCUAUGUUUCUUAGACAUGUAAAUCACUUAAAAAAAUCUUUGUGCACAAUGAUUCUAUCUCUAACCACUCCAGGAUUAGAUGUGUAUUCAACCUCGGCCUAACUCAUUUAGUUGUAUGGCUCCUUUCCAACUGUUUCAGAAACUCUUUUCUCCUUUCAGAUUGAUCUCUAUUAUUUCAAUGAUAUUCCAUUUUUUCUUCAUUCUUGCUAGCGUUUAAACACUUCUGAAAUUAAAGAGCGAUGGUUAUUUGUGUUAGCACAAGCUAAGUUAAGCAGUUUGAACAGUUGUAAUUUACAAAAGUGGUUAGGGGGUGUCAUAUGCACACAGCAGAAUUUGGGUUCUACAAAGAUAUUUAUAUAAACAUGUUAUGGGAUACUUUUACAGAUAUUUUUACUUGUAUUUUUUGAUACUGUGGUCUUAUUGAUAAAUGAUUCAAUGUAAAUAAAUUCUAAAGCACAGCAGCUUUGAUGAACAUUAUUUAACCUGCUAACAAUAAGAGAUGAUGACUUAAAAUAUUUUGACAUGUCAGAUUAAGAUACUCAUUCUUAAACAUGAGUUUCUUUGAGGGGGGAAAAAAACCCAAUCCUCCUUAAUGCUACAAUGGUUUUGGAAGGUGGAAAUUAAACAGCUAAAAUGUGUAACUUGCUCCCAGGAGGACACAAAUUAUUGUGUAUCCUUAAUAAACCAAGUGUGUUCAAGCACUGAACAAGCAUCCUCUCAACUAGAAAUCUGUUUCCCAAAUUACAAUAUGUGAACUGCUGAUGCUGAAACAAACAAUAAAUAUUUUUAUUUGGGUGUUUAGUAGUUUGCGUCUUUUAAUUAACAAGCUAAUUAAAUAUCCCUUCAAGGUUACUAAAACCUAAACUGUACUUGUAAUUAAUAUGUUGCAUCAUUACAGAUCAAAGAUUUAAAAAUAAUCAUCUCCAUCUGGAGAAAGAUACUUUUAAUCUGUACAAAGAAAAAAGUUGUUGCAAUUAUUUUAGAACAUUUCUAUAGAUGCAUUUCUAAAAGAAAUAAAUAAUUCUUUGGUUGAUUAAGUCAGAUUUUUAGGUCAUGGAACAUGCA